Anisakis simplex (herring worm) is the source of this 1866-nucleotide messenger RNA. The record is from the annotation of a GenBank genome assembly. NCBI's taxonomy places the organism in Eukaryota, Metazoa, Nematoda, Chromadorea, Rhabditida, Anisakidae.
AUGAAGGGACCUGUGGAUAAUGCUACUGUUGUUGCUGCUGCUGCUGCUGAUCAUGCUGCGUCAAACGAAGACGAAACGAAAAUGGUCACAAAUCCAUAUUCACGUAUCGAGGACGCAAUGGAAAAGAAACGUAGGAAUUUGGAAAAGAGAAAGAUCCGUUUGCAACAAUACGAAGAGGAUGAACGUAAUGGUAAGAAGUUGAGUGAGGAGCAACAAGAGGCAAGAUCACGAAUUGGUGAAGUGGAAACUCAACUGGAAUUCAUUAAGGACAUCGUGAAGAUGCUAGCAACAAUUCAACGUGAAUUCACUCGUUCGCUGAAGCAACGUGAUGAGGCGUUCCGGAGAAAGUUUGUCGAGUCCGAGCGAGAACAUCUAGCUGAAUUCAUCUAUUAUCAGAAUAUAUUUAGAAUAUUCUCGAAACCACAUGUCACCAAAGCGCUUAUUGAUGCUGAGAAUGGCGCUGAGCCUAAAUUGACGAUGGAUGAAUGGAUGGAUUUGCAAGACAUUUCAACUGCAUUCAAUCCUCAUUUACCACCGGUGGAUACCACUCCAGAAUGGAUGCCAAUGAUGAGGAGAAGUGCUAUUAUGGCGAACUGUAUUCUGUCUGGAUCGAAAGAGAGAGUUAUUGGCAAAGCAAAUGGAAUGAAAGCAAGGCAACUGAUGGAAAAGGCAGCCGGAAUGGACUGUGUGAAAGAUUUGAAGUUCGUGUUAAAUCUGGUAACAGAUUCGGAUGAUGAUUUGUUGAGCGAGGCGGAUGAAGAUGAUCAUGAAGAUAGUGUGGGUGGUAUGGAACGAAUUGGAGAAGGGGAGUGUGUGCACGAUCGAGAUGUUGCACAAGAGAGGAGUGAAGAAGAAGCUAAGAGACAGCAAGAAGAAGCCGAUACUCCACCAAUAGUCACCAAUGCCGAGGAAUCUUCUGAGUCAACGUUUAUCUACAAAAGUGAUCCGAAGGUGAUAUUUGUUCAUGGUGAAUCUGAAAGACCGAAAAAUGGCUGUGGUGAUUUGUUAUGUGAAACAACGAAUACAGAAUUUGGUUUUGAGAAUUAUGUGGUGCAUGCGCAAGUGAUUAACGAGCCAGUCAUACGUGAUCCGCCACCACCUAUACCUCUUCCGAAUGCUGCUGUUCAGAACAGCAGUACCGAUAAUAAGCAUAAUACUAGUAAAAAUAAACAAUUGUCAUCAAAACAACAAACGUCGACAGCAACGACUAAUAAACAACAACAAAUUAUAAACGCUGAUGUCACUGACAAUAAUAGUGAUAAUAAUAAUGAUGAUAAUACUAACGAUAAUAAUACGAACAAUAAAACAGUGGUGACACCAUCUUCUACCACACCAACCAUGCUCAAUGAUGCAGCACUACUAGCAGCAUUACAAAGUGUUGAUAAAGUAACAGCGUCGUCCAAGAAUACAAACAAUUGCAACGGUGAUGAACAACAACGCAGCACUAGCAUUCGUGGCCAGGGUGCUCUCCAUAGGAAUAUGCGGAUGGAUAGGAGAGGACGAGGUGGCAGGGGUAUGGCAUCAGGGAUCAGAUCUCGAAAUACUCAACAGAAUUAUCGAUUCGAUGCGACCAAUAACCAAUCGAAUUAUCAAGCGCAACCACAGUCGGUGAGAGCGUCUGGUGCAACUAGGGCAUAUCGUGAAGGCGCGGGACGUUAUAUGGGUAGAAUUGGUAGAGGUGGAAGUAUGAUGGUGAAUAAUAGUUAUGGUGGCUUCCGUGGUGGUAAUCGUGGUAUGAAUAAUGGUCGUUAUGGACAGGCGAAUGGCUAUACGGCUGGUGGCUAUAAUAAUAGUAACGCAUACGAUUAUGCAAGUUCACAUCCUCAUCGACAAGCGGGCUUCAAUUUUGCAAAUGAUUAUAAAUAA